Torulaspora delbrueckii is the source of this 366-nucleotide messenger RNA. It is a transcript of the gene SNF11, whose product is annotated as Snf11p. The record is from RefSeq and is a predicted model, not a curated record. The coding region runs from base 1 to 366 and encodes 121 amino acids. The transcript has a single exon. Lineage: Eukaryota; Fungi; Ascomycota; Saccharomycetes; Saccharomycetales; Saccharomycetaceae.
AUGGAAAUAGGUGACAGUUAUCAGAGUCAGGAAGGAUUUGGUCAAGGAGUUCCCCGUGCUGAGGAUGAGCAAUUACAAUACAAGAUCCAGCUCUUGCUACAUAUUAAUAGUAUUUUACUUGCAAGAGUGAUGCAAAUGGCAGGAGGCAACGGGGAGGGCUCUGUUCCAGAACAGCUGCAGCCCAUUGCUUCGCAGUAUUUGAAAAGGGUGCAUGCGAAUUUACAGUGCAUUUCGCAGAUCAAUCAGGGUGCUAGAAGCGCAAAACCUUUGAUUUCAGAUGCUCCGCAGUUGCUGGUGCAACAGCCUGCACAAGAUAUACUGGCCAAACUGUAUCUAUUGAUGACGCGUGUAUUUGAGAUCUGGUGA